Molecule: messenger RNA, 334 nt
Organism: Arabidopsis thaliana (thale cress)
Lineage: Eukaryota; Viridiplantae; Streptophyta; Magnoliopsida; Brassicales; Brassicaceae
Gene: LCR3
Product: low-molecular-weight cysteine-rich 3
Exons: 2
Coding region: 45-281 (78 amino acids)
Cellular component (GO): extracellular region
Source: RefSeq, marked reviewed
UGUCAUUAUAAUUGUAAUUCAGAAACUCCAAUUAUCACACAAAAAUGACUAAAUCCAUCAUUUCUGCUUUCUUCAUCAUUCUUAUUCUAGGGAUGAUGGUGAAUGAAAUUGAAGGGCAACAACAACAACAACGUUGUGAGGAGGCUUUAACCGAAAUAGAUUGUGGUGCUGGCAAUUGUAAUGCUCUAUGCCUACAGAAACGGAAGGGAUUGGGCCGAUGCGUCCAAAGAACACCUUGCGAUAAAUUAAAAUGCAUGUGUUAUUAUCCUUGUAGUUCUUGAAUUUAAAAUUUUCUUUUCCUAUCUAUUAAUUAUCAUUAACUAAUUAAUAAAAU